Messenger RNA from Stereum hirsutum FP-91666 SS1, 1687 nucleotides. RefSeq lists its product as uncharacterized. Gene Ontology annotation, molecular function: structural constituent of nuclear pore. Lineage: Eukaryota; Fungi; Basidiomycota; Agaricomycetes; Russulales; Stereaceae. The coding region runs from base 64 to 1581 and encodes 505 amino acids. Gene Ontology annotation, cellular component: nuclear pore. The record is from RefSeq and is a predicted model, not a curated record. The transcript is spliced from 10 exons. Gene Ontology annotation, biological process: nucleocytoplasmic transport.
AUCGAAGCUGGCCCCGGUUCUAAGCUUUGUGUUCAACAACUUGUAUGAUCAUAGCUGAAAGCAAUGUCUUUCACUACUGGAUCUAGUCUGUUUGGCAGUACUUCUCAGCAGCCCCAGCAGCAAGGGAACCUGUUCGGAAGUACACAACCCAACACACCGAAUCAGCAGCCGAACACAACUCAAAGCACUCCCAAUCUCUUCGGUGGGCAACAACCAGCGGCCGGUGGGCUGUUUGGGAACACGGCGCCGAAGCCUGCCGGCAGUCUAUUCGGGAACACAACGACGAACACACAGACACAACCCGCUGCUGGUGGAUUGUUCGGCAACACCAACACACAGACGCUACCGCCUGGUUCGUUGUUUGGGAACCCGUCAACAAACACGAACACUCAACCUACAACGGGCGGCAGUUUGUUUGGGAACCUGAACUCCAGCACCAACACGGCCUCAACACAGCCCGCGUCCGGUGGACUCUUUGGCAAUACGACACAACCGGCGACGGGAGGCAGUCUAUUCGGCAACCAAGGUGCAAACCAGGCGCAAACGCAGCCAGCUACGGGCGGACUGUUCGGUAACACGAACACGAAUCAGGCUGCUCAGGGUACUGGUGGAAGUCUUUUUGGCAAUACGCAGAAUUCGGGAGGUGGCCUGUUUGGGAACAAGCCAGCGACUACGGGUGGCUCGUUAUUUGGCCAGCAACCACAACAGAAUACGGGCCUCGGAGGGAGUUUGUUCGGGCAACCACAGCAGCAGCAGCAGCAGCAGCAGCAGCAGCCACAACAGUCGGGUGGAUUGUUCGGGUCUACCUUGGGUGGUUCAUCGCUUUUCGGUGGAUCUAAACCGCAAAACACUCUAGGGCUUAGCACUCUGCAACCACCCCCGCCACAAUCGUCACCUAUCGGCUCCGUUCCUUUCACCAAAUCCACAAAAUUCAAUGACCUGCCAGACAACCUAAAACAAGCAUUCGAACAGAUCGAGUCACAUAUACAGGGACGGGUGCAAAUCAGCCAAGACCUCAAACAGCGUAAGGUGGGAGAGGAGGCUCUGAAGGGUCAGGAUAUCAUCCGGAGCGUCCACAAGGAUUUGGUCAACUGCAUCACCACACUGCAAAACGACGUCCUUACUACGCGAGAUCUGAAGGCAAAAGUGGAUCAAACAGUACAAGACACGAUUAUUGCGAUCCAAAUUGUCCAAGGUCAUCAGAAUCAGCAGGUCCAUGGAGAGUUUUUGAAGAACCAUGCUGGGUUCCCACUCGAGUUCUUCACCCGCAUCACGGAGGAGAUGCAGAGGCGAUUACAGUGGUACAAGACGACGAUGGAGCAAAUCGAGAGAAAACUGGCCUCUACCGCCUCACGAGCGCAAUAUACGCCACAAGUUAUCAACUCAACGCUCCAAGCUCAACACGACUCCUUCAUGGCCCUCGCCAACAGAGUUGCUUCCAUCAAUGCAGACGUCCAGCGCAUCAAGGCUAUUUACACCCAAUUGUGGAGGCAAAAGACGGGGAGCAUGCGGGAUCCGUUCAACGAGCUGGAUAGAGGGAGCGGCGGUGACUUUGGGCUGGAAGGGAUAUACGGGAAAUAAAUGUGUGGUUCAGGUACUUGUUUUGAUGUAUGUUGUGUAUCGCUUGUCUUGUGCUCUUUUGUAUAUAGCACCUUUUCUACGUCCAAUCGUGGCACGUCAGUUCAAC